This is a messenger RNA of Drosophila teissieri, 370 nucleotides long. RefSeq lists its product as uncharacterized. Lineage: Eukaryota; Metazoa; Arthropoda; Insecta; Diptera; Drosophilidae. The record is from RefSeq and is a predicted model, not a curated record. Bases 101 to 370 code for a protein of 89 amino acids. The transcript is spliced from 2 exons.
UAUAUUUGAAAUCUGGACAACAGCUGGAAGAGGCAAAGGUAAAGAAAUAGCAAAAGACCUGAAUGCGGAUUAGUUGCAAAACGUUGCUCGAGUCUCGGAGAUGGCACUGCAGCUGCAAAUUGAGAAGCUCAAAGGUUUGGACAACUACAAGGCCUGGUCGAUGACGGUGCGGGCGUAUCUGGAGUCGGAAGAACUCUGGACGGUGGUGGAGAAUGGUCCCGAGAACAACGAGGAGUCCCUGCUGAAGGACAAGCGAGCCAAGUUUUUGAUUCUAUGCCUGAUCGAGACGAAGUUGUGCCAAUUUAUGGUCAGCAUCCGCACGGCUCGGGAUCUGUGGAAUUACCUGCGCACCCAGCACUCGCUGCGUUAA